Messenger RNA from Daphnia carinata, 1636 nucleotides. RefSeq names its product protein odr-4 homolog. Gene Ontology annotation, biological process: intracellular protein localization. Lineage: Eukaryota; Metazoa; Arthropoda; Branchiopoda; Diplostraca; Daphniidae. Gene Ontology annotation, cellular component: endomembrane system. The record is from RefSeq and is a predicted model, not a curated record. The transcript has 8 exons. Bases 108 to 1520 code for a protein of 470 amino acids.
UUCGAUAUGCAGGAACAUGGUAAAUGUCUUCGCUGAUGGUUUAUUGUUGACGUAUUCUUUUCCUUUAGUUUACUUGACAUCAACAUUCCAGUGUUCCAGUCGUUGACAUGGGUCGGACUGUCAUUGCUGAGGAUGGAAUUGAGACGUAUGUCGCAAGGUUGGCAUCGAAAAAAGUAACUGUGGUGGGUUUACUUUUUGGCCAAGAAAUUUCUGCACAAAAGUCGUGUGUGAUACAUUUGGCACGAACGCCCGAUCCCGUAAUUGAAGAUGAAGAAGAGGAGUCGGAAUCUUCAUUACAAACACAAAAUAAAAAUGUGCACACGGGCAAUAGUCCGACAGAAGACUUUGAUGACUCUUUAGUUCUUGAUCAUGCUCGACAGGUGAUGAGAUCUCUACCUGGAGGCAUUACCAUAUUGGGUGUUUUUAUUGUUUCGAGCUCAGAUCCAUUUCAAAAUCCUGCCAUGAACAAUCGUAUCCGGAAGCUACUAACUUCUAUUGAUGUUAUUAUUGGGAAAAGUUCCAUUACGGUCAGACAGCAAUUGACAUGUGAAAGGAUUGCAUUGCAUAUAUCUAAUACUACAAUUAAGUAUACUUGCAAAACCUUCGAAAUUGAUAGCCCAGUUGCUUCACCCAAACCUGCUGAUUGGAAGUUUGUUAAUGCUGCUGGUUCCCCUUGGAUAGAGCUGCAUUGCACCACAAACAUUGAACUUUUCAUAGGCUUGUCUGAUUCAGAAUCUUCAGGUACCCUGAGACAACAACUGGAAACUGGGAUAGAUCUGUAUGGCAAAGCUGUCAAGCAAUGCAUCUGUCUCUUUGGCGGAAAAUUCUCUUCGGAGUCGGAAUUAGUGGAUGAUGCGUCAACGGAAAAGGGCACCGGAAAGAAAAAAUCAAAACAACAAAAUAGCGAGGAACGAAUAAAAACUAUUAAUGUUCAAAUCCUUAUUCCAGAGCUUGAAGUUAAGCAAGAGAAACAGGAAUGUUCUUCAGAGCUCAGAUUCGGAGGUCAAAUGUGCAUCAAGGCAUAUAUACACGGAAAGGCCACCGUUCGAGAAGCAAGCCAAGUCAUCAGAGAGGAUAUUUUACGUUCACUAUGGGCUCGAUGUGAUAUGCACUGCGAUUCGCUGAUUGGAGAGGAACAACGUGGACAGCCAGAUGUGAAAGCUGUUCUGCACGAACCACCACGGCGGGUCCUGGCUCCUCUUCCGUUCAGUCCGAUAUCGGUAUCUGAUUAUCUGUUUCCCGGCGAAGGACCAGCGGAUUCAUUGGCAUCGCUCGCUGAUUUGUUGGACUUGGGCACGCUAUUGGAUGGCGAUGUUCAGGAUUACUGGGAAGCAGCUGCCGAAGUUAAUGAUGCUGAGCUGCAGAUACAGUCGGACAGUACUCUUUUGGAGACGACUAUUUCCAAACAGAAUACUGCGACACCUUCCACGAACUCCCGCGCCAUUUUGCUGUCUGGACUUAUCGCUCUUCUUGCUAUAGUUUUGUCGUACUUGACGCUGCAGAUAUUCAGAACCAACUGAUAUCUUAUCUCUAAACUCUGGCCUUUGAGGUUGGCAUUGGUUGACCUAGUGAUAACCUGUUACUAUGGCUCAUGGAUUUAUUUUACGUGGUAAUAAAGAAAAGGGGUUUGGCUGUA